This is a messenger RNA of Enhydra lutris kenyoni (northern sea otter), 2572 nucleotides long. RefSeq names its product SMAD family member 7 (gene SMAD7). Gene Ontology annotation, molecular function: I-SMAD binding; transcription regulator inhibitor activity. Lineage: Eukaryota; Metazoa; Chordata; Mammalia; Carnivora; Mustelidae. The record is from RefSeq and is a predicted model, not a curated record. The transcript is spliced from 4 exons. Gene Ontology annotation, cellular component: heteromeric SMAD protein complex. Gene Ontology annotation, biological process: anatomical structure morphogenesis; BMP signaling pathway; cell differentiation. The coding region runs from base 1088 to 2368 and encodes 426 amino acids.
AUCUUCUGCCCCUGCGCCCCCGCCAGCCCCGAGGAAGUCCCCGCCGAGGACCGGGGCCCCCGGGAGCGCAGGAGGAAAGACCAGACUCCCCUGAAACACCCAGAUGCCGCGGAUUGAAACAGCCUAGCCAGACCUUUCUGUGGAUUAAAAAAAUAUACGAUUUUUUUUUCCUUGGCAGAAGAAAAGGAGAGGAAGACCAGCGGGGCUCUGUAAGGAAAAGAGGGGGAUGUAACUCGUGGAUACGUUUUUUUCCACCCCUCAAACGUCUUGUUUUACUUUGUAAACAUUUCUUUUUUUAAACCUUAGCUCCAGCCGGACGCCCCCAGACCUCCGGGGGUGCGAGGAGGUGGUGUUUUUCAUUUUGGGCUUUGCAUAUUUGGUUCUUAGAUUUUUGAGAGCCUUCCUAUUUCGCCAGACAUCUCAUGCGGGGUGAAGUCCACUCGGCCCCCUCCCCCGAGUCUUCGUGUGCACGGAAUUCGAGGAGAUCCGGUUACUAAGGAUAUAGAGGAAAAAAAUAAAUCGCGUGCCUGCUUUUUUUUUUUUUUAAUUGCCUGUUCUCCCCACCCCCAAAUUAAGUUGCUUAGCAAGGGGGAAAGAGGCUUUUUCUUCCCUCCAGCAGCCCAGCCGAACGCCUUUCGUUUUUUUGCCCCCGCGGAUCUUCCAUGUAGAAAGCCGAGGCUGGCGAGCCCGACUCUCGGGAGCCGCUGCGGGGGGGCCUCUUUUUUGGGAGGCGCCGACCGGGGUAGGCUUCGCCGCCCCCAGGGAAGCGGCGGCCGCGUUCCUCCGGGGUGCUCCGGGGCCGGAGAGCCGCGCACGGCGCGGGCCGCGCGGGGUGGGGCAGCCAGAGCGCAGGCCCCCGAGCCCCGGCGGGCGCCCCCGGGCCCCCGCGCGCGCCCCGGCCUCCGGGAGACUGGCGCAUGCCACGGAGCGCCCCUCGGGCCGCCGCCGCUCCUGCCCGGGCCCCUGCUGCUGCUGCUAUCGCCUGCGCCUGCUGCCCCAACUCGGCGCCCGACUUCUUCAUGGUGUGCGGAGGUCAUGUUCGCUCCUUAGCCGGCAAACGACUUUUCUCCUCGCCUCCUCGCCCCGCAUGUUCAGGACCAAACGAUCUGCGCUCGUCCGGCGUCUCUGGAGGAGCCGUGCGCCCGGCGGCGAGGACGAGGAGGAGGGCGCGGGGGGAGGCGGAGGAGGAGGCGACCUGCGGGGAGAAGGGGCGACGGCCGGCCGGGCACAUGGGGCCGGUGGCGGCGGCGCGGGCAGGGCUGGCUGCUGCCUGGGCAAGGCGGUCCGAGGUGCCAAAGGUCACCACCAUCCCCACCCCCCAGCCACGGGCGCCGGCGCGGCCGGGGGCUCCGAGGCGGAUCUGAAGGCGCUCACGCACUCGGUGCUCAAGAAACUGAAGGAACGGCAGUUGGAGCUGCUGCUCCAGGCCGUGGAGUCCCGCGGCGGUACGCGCACCGCGUGCCUCCUGCUGCCCGGCCGCCUGGACUGCAGGCUGGGCCUGGGGGCGCCCGCCGGCUCGCAGCCCGCGCAGCCGCCCUCGUCCUACUCGCUCCCCCUCCUGCUGUGCAAAGUGUUCAGGUGGCCGGAUCUCAGGCAUUCCUCGGAAGUCAAGAGGCUGUGUUGCUGUGAAUCUUACGGGAAGAUCAACCCCGAGCUGGUGUGCUGCAACCCCCAUCACCUUAGCCGACUCUGCGAACUAGAGUCUCCCCCUCCUCCUUACUCCAGAUACCCGAUGGAUUUUCUCAAACCAACUGCGGACUGUCCAGAUGCUGUGCCUUCCUCCGCUGAAACAGGGGGAACGAAUUAUCUGGCCCCUGGGGGGCUUUCAGAUUCCCAACUUCUUCUGGAGCCUGGGGAUCGGUCACACUGGUGCGUGGUGGCAUACUGGGAGGAGAAGACAAGAGUGGGGAGGCUCUACUGUGUCCAGGAGCCCUCCCUGGAUAUCUUCUAUGAUCUACCUCAGGGGAAUGGCUUUUGCCUUGGACAGCUUAAUUCGGACAACAAGAGUCAGCUGGUGCAGAAGGUGCGGAGCAAGAUCGGCUGCGGCAUCCAGCUCACGCGGGAGGUGGACGGCGUGUGGGUGUACAACCGCAGCAGUUACCCCAUCUUCAUCAAGUCAGCCACACUGGACAACCCGGACUCCAGGACGCUGCUGGUACACAAGGUGUUCCCCGGUUUCUCCAUCAAGGCUUUCGACUAUGAGAAGGCGUACAGCCUGCGGCGGCCCAACGACCACGAGUUCAUGCAGCAGCCGUGGACCGGCUUCACCGUGCAGAUCAGCUUUGUGAAGGGCUGGGGCCAGUGCUACACCCGCCAGUUCAUCAGCAGCUGCCCGUGCUGGCUGGAGGUCAUCUUCAACAGCCGGUAGCCGCACGGGCCGGGGACGCAGCGGGCGCCGCGCGGGCCCAGGCCAAACGACGUUGCUGCUAAUACUUUCCUCCCGAGUGCUUGCUUUUCAUGCAGACUCUUUGGUCCGUCGCGUGUCGUCGUCGUCGUUGUCCCCACCCCCGCCCCGCUUCUUGUCGUUCUUGUUUAUGUUCUGUUUGUUUUGUUAACUUUGAGAAAUAGCUUA